AUGGCGCGCCCAUUGACUGAUAGUGAAUUGCUUGCGCUGGUGGAAGUUUCCGAGAGUGAUGGGAGUGUAUCAGAAUUAGAAGACCGUACAAGCAACGAGAGUGAAGAAGAAAGUUCUGAAGAUGAUUUGAUCCCAGUGCUCGCGAAUAAUCCUACAACAUCUAAUGCAACAGUGGGCUCAAAAGAUGGUAAAAUACAAUGGCCGAUGGAUUCUCCGUCACAAUCCGGUCGUUUUUCAUCUGCAAAUGUUACAAAAAGUUCUACAGGAGUUACAAGAUACGCAUGUGCACGAAUUUUCGAUGUAAAAAGCUCAUUUGACAUAGUGUUUUCUGACGUUGUUGAAACACAAAUUAUAAAUAUGACUAACAUAGAAGGAUUUCGGGUUUUUGGUUCAUGUUGGAAAGAUCUAGACAAAAUGACUUUUCAAGCUUAUAUUGGUCUUCUGAUAUUAGUCGGUGUAUAUAAAUCUUACGGAGAAGCAACUAAAAGUCUUUGGAAUGAAGAAACUGGUCGCAGUAUAUUUCGGGCAACAAUGUCUCUUGAGUUAUUCACAAAAAUAUCCCGAGUAAUCCGCUUUGACAAUAAGACCACCCGACCGGAAAGAAGACGUUCUGACAAACUUGUCGCCAUUCGAGAUGUCUGGGAAAAGUGGGUUGAAAACAUACCUAAAUUAUUCAAUCUCCAUGAAAAUGUUACUGUUGAUGAACAACUUGUUUCGUUUAGAGGACGAUGUCCUUUCAAACAGUACAUUCCUAGCAAACCAGCAAAGUAUGGCGUGAAAAUAUGGACCUUAUGUGAUAGCAAAACCUCAUAUGCAUACAAACUGCAAAUAUAUACAGGGAAAGAAGCGGGCUCUGCUUCCGAAAAAAAUCAAGGAAUGAGGGUAGUAUGUGAUCUUACCUCUGAUUUGAGAGGCCAUAAUGUUACUUGUGAUAACUUUUUUACGUCAUACAACUUAGGAUAA
Messenger RNA from Acanthoscelides obtectus, 963 nucleotides. The record is from the annotation of a GenBank genome assembly. NCBI's taxonomy places the organism in Eukaryota, Metazoa, Arthropoda, Insecta, Coleoptera, Chrysomelidae.